GUCACACAACGCUCGGCAGUCCGAAGUAUGGUUUCAGCACAUUGGAGUCACGCAAGUCGCGGCAACGCCAACGUUUUGUACGAAAAAGUUCGCUGCCACUGGAAGGUGGGGGUGGUGGCAGUGGUGGAGGCGGCAGCGGAGGAGGUGCUAACGUUGGAGUCUGCGCUGGCGGCGGCAACAGCUGCAAUGGCGGUGGCAGCACGGGCAGCAACAGUGGCACAGCCAGCAGCACCAGUGGCGGUAGUAGCGCCAGUGGCAGCAGCAAUGGUGUCAAUAGCAGCAGCAGCGCAUCUUCGACUGGAGUUGGCAGCAGCAUGAACGUAGGGCUUGGGACGUCGCUGCAUCAUCCCACCAGCGCCAUUGGCAUUUGUCGCUCUGAAACAUUUCCUGUGCUGCUGGACUGCAGUCAGGGUUCCGGCAUAGUACUUGGCCCAGCGACUGCUUGCGGACGCGCCGUCACAAUUGCGCAAGUGUUGCCCGAUUCGGUGGCCGAUCGCAGUGGUUCCAUACAGAAGGGUGAUCGCAUUGUGGCCAUUAAUAAAAUGUACAAUUUGGACGUGCAGACGAUGCGUCAGUUAUUGGGCGAGAAUCGCACGCUACAGUCACAGAAGUCACAACAAUCGCCAGCAGCUAAUUGGUUGGAAUUGGAGAUUGAAAUCGACAUGGCCGAUUCGGUGGUACCGUCAAGCGGUGUGUACAAUGUUAAGUUGUUGCGCGCGGGCAAAUCGGGACUGGGCAUCAGCGUGAACGGUUCUAGUCACGGUGGUUUUGUUAUAUCCGAUGUGAAACCCGGCAGUCCAGCACAUCGUACUGGGUCGUUACGUGGCGGCGAUAUUCUCUUAGCAGUGGAUAAUCAUCCCGUGCAACAUUACAAUGUAGACUCGUUGCUGAAGGAGAGCACAGCCGCCAUUGAUUUUACUACGCUGACAGUGAAGCGCGUUAUGCUGCCGGACUUUCUGUUCGAUGCGCAACAAAAAAUGCCAAAUCCAAUCUAUAGCAAUUGUGCGGCUAGUCCGAGUGAGCAUGAGCUGUACAGCACAGCGGCAUAUGUUACGUCCAAGUUCAACGAUUGCUUGUCAUUGAAGUCUACGACACCGCAACCAGAUUUCUUCCACACUCCCGGCGGCGCCGGCAGCGGCGGCAUUGAUGACAACUGUAGUUUGCAGUCGGUGCAAAUGCGGCAUCAUCAACAUGCCUGCAAUACUUGGAGCGCCAACACGUCGGCGAUGGGACGUUCCUUUGCAGCGCAAAACACACAAAGUCUUACCACGGAACUACCGGACAAUGAGGAUAACAAUUAUCAGGACUUUACCGGCUACGAUCUGGACCGCUAUGCGAGUGCCGAUUGCAGUGCCUUACCACCACCCAUGGAAAAUAAGGUAUACGGCUCUGCCACGAGCUCGAGUAGCAAGAGCAGCGGCAGCAGUCUUCAUCAGAUUAUCUUCACCGUGCGACUGGAGCCAAAAGGCGGCUUGUUAGGCAUAACGCUUGCCGGUAGCGAGGAUAUUGGCAAGCCGAUAACCAUAAGUGGACUUGUGGAAGGCGGCAUCGCACACAAGCACGGUCAAAUUCAAGUUGGCGAUCAACUGCUGGCCAUCAACGACGAUUCAGUGCAGGGUAUGCCACUGUCGCAUGCCACAAGUAUUUUGCAAAAUCUCAGCGAUACGGUUGACUUGAAAAUAUUGCGCGCGCAUGAAAUAUCAAGCAUUAUGGCGGGUGGGCAUCUAGAUGCUGCUAAUUUGCCACAGCCACAGGCCAUAUAUGCCAAGGUGCAGCGUCGUCCACGCAGUCCCUCCUCGAAUACGGACGCGACUUCGGCCAGCGGCAGCAAAGAUGGCAAGCAUCGUGUCUUCCAUGUGACAUUGAAAAAAGAUAAGGUAUACGAUGAUUAUGGAUUUUCGGUGUCGGAUGGUCUGUACGAACGCGGUGUGUUCAUCAACCGCAUACGCACUGGUGGACCGGCCGAUUUGAGUGGCCUACUAAAGCCGUUCGAUAGAAUUAUGCAGGUGAAUGAGAUGAAAACGCAGGACUUUGAUUGUUGCCUGACAGUGCCUUUGAUAGCAGCGGCCGGUGACAAGAUCGAGCUGAUCAUUCAGCGCACAGAAUGAUCGUGGCGCUUGCCAGAGCAACUGGUUUACAAAUAUAAAUACUGACAAUGCGUGUGCCUUUUUCUAAAGAGUUUAACUGCUCUGCACGAUUUUUUGUUUAAUUACAUUAAUAGAGAAUUUAAGCAAAAACUUAGUAUUUACCCACAAAAAAAAACAACAUGAAAUAAGAAAGUAAAUGCUGAGCUUCAAAAUACCAAAAAGUGUGCAGAACCUAUGCCAAAUAUAAUUUAACUUAAAGAUAAAAACCACUUAAGUACAUAUGUUAAGUUUUAGUAUUAAGCGCUGAAGAAAUGCAAUUUUUUUUGUGAGAAAGCAAAAUACCAAUAAAUUAAAAGAGUAGUACUGAGCAACAUGCCAUUGUGCCAUUGACAUUCUAAUAAAGUUUUUGAUACCAUGAUUUUUUUUUAUGUUUAUGAAAAAGGUAUCUCCUUACAGCUUUAAACAAUAUAAAUAAAAUUGACAAUAAAACAAUCGUACGCACAAAUACAAAAACAUAUAUACAGUGCCGGCCACUUGAAUAGCGCCCAUUUUGUUCGUCAGUACUGGUUUUCUUUUAUUUAUUUUAAGAUUCAUAAAUUUUUUUUUAUAAAAAUUAUAUUUCUGAACUAUAAUUGAGGGGAAUGUGCAAUAUGCGCAUUCACGGUCAAAUGUCGAAUUGGAACUCAGUUGCGUAAAUAAGGCAUUUCCACUAAUUAUAGUUUAGAAAUAAA
Molecule: messenger RNA, 2818 nt
Organism: Rhagoletis zephyria (snowberry fruit fly)
Lineage: Eukaryota; Metazoa; Arthropoda; Insecta; Diptera; Tephritidae
Product: glutamate receptor-interacting protein 1-like
Biological process (GO): neurotransmitter receptor transport, endosome to postsynaptic membrane
Molecular function (GO): protein binding
Source: RefSeq, a predicted model, not a curated record